Molecule: messenger RNA, 2956 nt
Organism: Arachis ipaensis
Lineage: Eukaryota; Viridiplantae; Streptophyta; Magnoliopsida; Fabales; Fabaceae
Product: subtilisin-like protease SBT2.2
Biological process (GO): proteolysis
Molecular function (GO): serine-type endopeptidase activity
Source: RefSeq, a predicted model, not a curated record
CUAUUAUGAAUACUGAUAGAAGUCACAGACCCUCCCUUCUCCAAAAGUGUCCUCGGCUGGUUCUUAUCUCACAGAAUAGAGUUCACUGCUUUUUAUCUUUUUCUGUGUUGAGUUGACACUUGGAUUCAUUUUCUCCACUUCUGCUUCAUGGGCUAGACUCUAGGAGAAACUAUAAAACAAUGCAUUAUUUUGACUCUUCCACUAAAUAAAUAAUAUCUAAUUAUAUAAAUGUUAAAGGGAAAUCUUGCCAGGAUGAGUUAUAUGUGCUACUGAAGAAUUGUUCUCAGCUUCUUGUUCAUACUUGUACCAAAACACAAAUGGGGAACAUUUAUUGGGUACAUGUGGGGAUGUUGUGUUUAUAUGGAAUGCUUAUACUACCUUCCUUUUGUCAAGUUGAUUCAGGUGAUGCAGCUACUGCUGUCUACAUUGUUACUCUGAGACAAGCUCCUGCUUCUCAUUAUCAGGAUGAGUUGGCAAGAAGGGGUCACAGCUUCAGACAUGGUACUUCUUUGAGAAGAAAUAGACUCCAUAGAACAAGACAUCAAAAUCUUACGAAGCCAGUUAGGAGCCACAGCUAUUACAUUGCCCGAGCUCAUGAUUCACUUUUGAAGAAAGUGUUAGGAGGAGAGAAAUAUCUGAAGCUCUAUAGCUAUCAUUACCUGAUUAAUGGAUUCGCUGUGUUGGUUACCCCACAGCAGGCAGAGAAGCUAUCAAAGAGAAGAGAAGUGUCAAAUGUGGUUUUGGACUUCUCUGUCAGAACUGCAACCACCCAUACUCCACAAUUUUUGGGUCUGCCAAAGGGAGCUUGGGUUGAAGCAGGUGGAUUUGAAACUGCUGGAGAAGGAAUCACCAUUGGUUUUAUUGAUACUGGCAUUGAUCCUACACACCCCAGUUUCCAAGAUGAUAAAUCUGAACAUCCAUACCCUGUUCCUGCAAAUUUCUCUGGCAUCUGUGAGGUUACACCGGAUUUUCCAUCUGGUUCUUGCAAUAGGAAGCUCGUUGCGGCCCGUCAUUUCGCAGCGUCUGCUAUAACCAGAGGAAUAUUUAAUUCAAGUGAGGACUAUGCUUCUCCAUUUGAUGGCGAUGGCCAUGGCACGCACACAGCUUCUAUUUCAUCAGGAAACUAUGGGAUUCCAGUGGUCGUUGCUGGGCAUCAUUUUGGAAAUGCUAGUGGGAUGGCUCCCCGUUCACACAUUGCUGUCUACAAGGCAUUAUACAAGAGAUUUGGUGGAUUUGCUGCAGAUGUUGUUGCAGCUAUUGACCAGGCAGCUCAGGACAUGGUUGACAUAAUAUGCUUGUCAAUCACUCCAAAUAGGCGCCCUCCUGGUAUUGCAACUUUCGUCAAUCCAAUAGACAUGUCAUUGCUAUCAGCUGUAAAAGCUGGUAUAUUUGUAGUGCAAGCUGCUGGCAAUACUGGACCCUCACCUAUGAGCAUGUCCUCCUUCAGUCCAUGGAUCUUUACUGUUGGAGCAGCCUCUCAUGAUCGACUUUAUAGCAAUUCCAUCAUUCUUGGAAAUAAUAUGACCAUACCUGGAGUUGGACUCGCACCUGGAACACCUAAAAACAUAAUGUAUAAACUGGUUCAUGCGCAUCAUGCUUUGAACAAUGACACAACAGUUAAAGAUGAUAUGUAUGUGGGUGAGUGUCAAGAUGAAAGUAAAUUCAAUCAGGAUUUGGUACAGGGAAACAUCCUGAUCUGUAGCUAUACGAUCCGAUUUGUGGUUGGGCUAUCCACCAUCAAGAGUGCCUUAGAAAUGGCCAACAAUCUUAGUGCAAUUGGUCUUGUUUUCUGCAUGGACCCUCUUGUGACUAGUUUUCAGCUUAACCCAGUUCCAAUGAAAAUGGCUGGCAUAAUAAUUGCAUCUGCAAAUGAUUCCAAGAUAUUACUGCAAUACUACAAUUCUUCACUUGAAAUAGAUGAGACUUCAAAGAAAGUUGUUAAACUAGGGGCUGUUGCUAGCAUCUGCGGUGGACUAAAAGCAAACUAUAGCAAUGAUGCUCCAAAGGUUAUGUAUUACUCUGCUAGAGGACCAGACCCUCAGGACAGUCUUCCUCAUGAAGCUGAUAUUUUGAAACCCAAUUUGAUUGCUCCUGGAAAUUUUAUAUGGGCAGCUUGGAGUUCUCUUUCCACUGAUUCCGCUGAAUUCCUAGGUGAGAAUUUUGCUUUAAUGUCUGGCACAAGCAUGGCUGCACCUCAUGUUGCCGGUCUUGCUGCACUCAUUAAGCAAAAGUUCCCCCAUUUCAGUCCUGCAGCCAUUGCGUCUGCUCUUUCCACCACAGCUUCUCUGUAUGACAGCAUUGGUAAGCCAAUAAUGGCUCAGCGGUCAUAUGCCUCUCCAGACUUCAGCCAAUCUCCGGCAACUCCCUUCGACAUGGGAAGCGGUUUUGUGAAUGCUACCUCAGCAUUAGAUCCGGGAUUGCUUUUUGAUUCCAGUUAUGAGGAUUAUAUGUCAUUUCUAUGUGCUAUCAAUGGCUCAGCUCCUACAGUGCUAAACUACACCAAUCAAAACUGUUUGCUUUAUAACUCUACUUUAUAUGGCCCUGAUCUGAACAUUCCCUCAAUCACAAUAGCAAAGUUAAACCAAACUAGAGUUGUCCAGAGAACAUUCCAAAACAUUGCUGGGAAUGAAACUUACGGCGUUGGUUGGAGUAAUCCAUAUGGUGUUUCAGUGAAUGUGUUGCCAACUCGCUUCUCUCUUGCCAAUGGGGAGAGACAAGUCUUAACUGUGAUCUUCAAUGCAACCAGCAACAGCACUGCUGCAAGCUUUGGAAGGAUUGGGCUAUUUGGUAAUCAAGGUCAUGUUGUAAAUAUUCCUGUGGCAGUCAUCACUAAAAUCUCAUAUAAAUAUAACUUCACUACAAGCUAACAGGAUUAGUGUCUUUACUUCUUUAGCAAGUCAUUUCAAUUUUUUAUUUUUCGUCUGUCUUUUCUUAGCUUACAAGGUUUGAUAAGGAU